This is a messenger RNA of Drosophila takahashii, 2179 nucleotides long. Its product is annotated as apoptosis-inducing factor 3. The record is from RefSeq and is a predicted model, not a curated record. Gene Ontology annotation, cellular component: cytoplasm. NCBI's taxonomy places the organism in Eukaryota, Metazoa, Arthropoda, Insecta, Diptera, Drosophilidae. Gene Ontology annotation, molecular function: 2 iron, 2 sulfur cluster binding; oxidoreductase activity, acting on NAD(P)H; flavin adenine dinucleotide binding.
CAUCUGAGAAUACUCAACGCACAGCCGUUUUUGAACAACCGCCGCCUACUCACAAUGGGUUCCAUCAACUGCAAGGAAUACAAAACUACGGGGAGUACCCCCAAAAAGGAAAAGUCGACGGGUAACACAGGUGGUGCCGUGGGUUCGUACCAGUCCAAGUGCAGCAACCAAAGCAACCAGAGCAACCAGAGUCCCAGCACAACCAUGUCGACGGAGGCCUCCUCGCCGGACGCGGAGUACACGGGUGCGGUGAACGUGGAGCUGAAUGUGGCGGACCUCAAGGAGAACGAGAUGAGGCAGGUGGACUUCGAUGAGGACACCCGCGUGCUGGUGGUGAAGCAGAACGACCGCCUGCUGGCGGUGGGCGCCAAGUGCACCCACUACGGGGCUCCGCUGCAGACGGGCGCCUUGGGUUUGGGUCGCGUCCGCUGUCCCUGGCACGGCGCCUGCUUCAACCUGGAGAACGGCGACAUCGAGGACUUUCCCGGGCUCGACUCCCUGCCCUGCUACCGCGUGGAGGUGGGCAACCAGGGGCAGGUGCUGCUCCGGGCCAAGCGCUCCGAUCUGGCCAACAACAAGCGGCUGAAGAACAUGGUCAAGCGGAAGCCCGACGACCAGCGGGUCUUCAUUGUCGUGGGCGGCGGUCCCUCGGGCGCCGUGGCCGUGGAGACGCUGCGCCAGGAGGGCUUCACCGGCCGCCUGAUCUUCGUGUGCCGCGAGGAGUACCUGCCCUACGACCGCGUCAAGAUCUCCAAGGCCAUGAGCCUGGAGAUCGAGCAGCUGCGCUUCCGCGACGAGGACUUCUACCGCGAGUACGACAUCGAGCUGUGGCAGGGCGUGGCCGCCGAGCGGCUGGACACCGCGCAGAAGGAGCUGCACUGCAGCAACGGCUAUGUGGUGAAGUACGACAAGAUCUACCUGGCCACCGGCUGCUCGGCCUUCCGGCCGCCCAUUCCGGGCGUCAAUCUGCAGAACGUUCGCACGGUCCGCGAGCUGGCCGACACCAAGGCCAUCCUGGCCUCCAUCUCCGCCGAGUCGCGCGUCGUCUGUCUGGGCUCCAGCUUCAUCGCCCUGGAGGCCGCCGCCGGCCUGGUCGCCAAGGUGCAGAGCGUCACCGUCGUGGGCCGCGAGAACGUGCCGCUGAAGGCCGCCUUCGGGGCGGAGAUCGGCCAGCGGGUGCUGCAGCUGUUCGAGGACAACAAGGUGGUCAUGCGCAUGCAGAGCGGCAUCUCGGAGAUCCUGGGCGACGACGAGGGCAGAGUGAGGGAAGUGGUGCUGCUGGACGGCUCGCGGCUGCCCUGCGACCUGCUCAUCCUGGGCACGGGCUCCAAGCUGAACACCCAGUUCCUGGCCAAGUCGGGCGUGAAGGUGAAUCGGAAUGGGUCCGUGGACGUCACCGACUUCCUGGAGUCCAAUGUGCCGGAUGUGUAUGUGGGCGGCGACAUAGCCAACGCCCACAUCCAUGGGUUGGCCCACGACCGCGUGAACAUCGGGCACUACCAGCUGGCCCAGUACCACGGACGCGUGGCGGCCAUCAACAUGUGCGGCGGCGUCAAGAAGCUGGAGGCCGUGCCCUUCUUCUUCACCCUGAUCUUCGGCAAGGGCAUCCGCUACGCGGGCCACGGCUCCUACAAGGAGGUCAUCGUCGACGGCAGCCUGGAGGAGUUCAAGUUCGUGGCCUACUUCGUCAACGAGGCGGACACGGUGACGGCGGUGGCCUCGUGCGGCCGCGAUCCCGUCGUGGCCCAGUUCGCCGAGCUCAUCUCGCAGGGCAAGUGCCUCGGAAGGGGCCAGAUCGAGGACCCCGCCACGCGGCAGGACUGGACCAGGAAGCUGGGCGAGCCGCUGCCCCAAGUUCGCUAGGAAAAAUGAAGAAACACCUGUGUAUUAUCGCUGAGAUUCGUUGUUAGAUGUAUGCAUAUUCAUGCUAUCGUUGGGUAUUCAUUAUAUACUCCUUAUGCAAGGCACCUGCAAGGUGUCCAACCCCAUCUGUGUAUAUUUAUAAUCGUAGUUGGCUAGUGACUCCCUGGAGUUCCUGCCGCGGCGGCCGCUUUUGGGCCCCCGAGAAGAUCAAAGAUUUAAGCUUUUUAUCCCCUUGCCACACAAUGUAUUUCUUGAGUCAUAUUCGUUUAUUUUUGCUAAAUAAAGUGUUUUAACGAUGUCGUAAUUCCAGUUAAAA